GAAUCAGAAAGAGACGUGGCAUCGAUCACAACAAAAGUGCUCAAGUUCUAAGAAACGUUGCAACUAAUGAAGAUCGCUAUUUGUUUGCUAGUCUUACUGGCAUCGGGUCACUCCAAAGAAGACAGUGAAGAUAAGAUCAAGACUGUUUUUGAUAGUUUGCUCGAGAAAGAAGAUAUCUCCCUGAGUGAUGAGGUUUACGAAUACAGACUGGCAGCUUUUACCCUGGCUUACUGGUCAAUGGGAGAUAGAGAGAAGGCCUCAAUAGAACUAAUGUUUGACGAUGAAGAAGUCCAUAAACAAAACGGAGCCAAGAUGAUCCAAGAUCUUCCCGUCAACGAAGCACUCCAAAAGAGAAGCGACACUCAUCUGAAGGAAAGAUCAGUACCAAAGUUCUGGGAUGGUAGAUACCUUAAAGGUGCCCGAGGUAGCCCUAUUAUUAUCAAUGAUGCUGUGACGCAGGAUACCUGCGGAAACUGCUACUUGCAUGUGUUUGUAGCUGCUUUGGAGUUAGUGUACGCCAAGGCUACUGGUAAGAAAGUGAAGUUUAGCGAGCAGGAGAUGACUGAUUGCUAUGAGAAUGGGUGUGAGGGUGGAGAUUACAGAAUGGUUUCAAUCUUCAUGAGUUACUUGGAUAAGUUGAGUCUGAGAGGAAACUAUGGACAAUACUUGAAUGGUCAGCAUACUUGCAGAGCAGAUAACACCCCUGACGCUCUUGAAAGGAUUAAGGUGAAAGAUUACAUCAACGUGACCCCAGACACAGUUGAAGCAGCAAUAGUGCAGUAUGGAAGUGUGAUGACGUGUAUGGCUUGGAGUGAAAAGCCUGAGGAUCCAUGUUAUCUGAAAGCCUACGGAGGAGGAGUGUUCAAAGGACCCACAACACCUGAAGACAAGAGCAAGUGAAGAAUGGAUGUGACCACGCUGUACUCAUCGUGGGAUACACUCCUUGGUACUACAUUGUAAGAAACAGUCACGGAAAAACUUGGGGAUACGGUGGAUAUUUUAUCAUAGCACGUGGAAAUACAUGUGGUAUUGAAACCAGUAUGGC
Bolinopsis microptera is the source of this 1045-nucleotide messenger RNA. RefSeq lists its product as uncharacterized. The transcript has 7 exons. Lineage: Eukaryota; Metazoa; Ctenophora; Tentaculata; Lobata; Bolinopsidae. Gene Ontology annotation, cellular component: lysosome. The coding region runs from base 67 to 900 and encodes 277 amino acids. The record is from RefSeq and is a predicted model, not a curated record. Gene Ontology annotation, molecular function: cysteine-type endopeptidase activity.